This is a messenger RNA of Nyctereutes procyonoides (raccoon dog), 3240 nucleotides long. It is a transcript of the gene IRGC, whose product is annotated as immunity related GTPase cinema. Gene Ontology annotation, cellular component: membrane. The record is from RefSeq and is a predicted model, not a curated record. Lineage: Eukaryota; Metazoa; Chordata; Mammalia; Carnivora; Canidae. The coding region runs from base 1645 to 3240 and encodes 531 amino acids. Gene Ontology annotation, molecular function: GTP binding; GTPase activity. The transcript has a single exon.
AGUCCCUUGUGGGGGACUGAGGGCCCAGUGUGACCAAGCAGGGGUGGGGGGGCCCAGCAGCAGCUGGGGGAUGGGGUCCCUGCCCUGCCAUGGGACCCCGCCCCCUGACAUCACUGUCACAUUAUUGCAUUAGGGUUGGCUGACCAAUAAGCUGCUGCUUGCUAUUAUAAUGGGUCCUAGCAACAGGUCUGACCUUGGGCUAAGGGAGGAGACCCCACCAGCGGGGAAAGUGUGAGGGGAGAGGGAGAGCCUGCAGGGCAGGUAAGUCCCCUGAGGGCAGAGCUGUCUGGAUGGGCUUGUGGGUGAAGGGAGGUAGGGACUUCCAGGGUCAAUCCUAGCUCCCUCAGCCCUAAUCCCACCCCAGGGCCCACUGACCUGUCUGGCCCUGGCUGCUGGGACCUACUCUAUCUAGCACCUGUUCUCCGAUCCUUGGGCCAUAUCCUUACAUGGCUUAGGGGGACAGGGUGUAGGGAGAGUGGGCAUAGCAUGGGAGAAAUGCCUCCACCUAGGUUGGGGGAACAGACCUGGUGGGAAUAAUGUAAUAAGGACACAUUUCUGUGGGGGGUGAAGGAGGACAGCCCAGACAAGGAGGGAGAAGACAAGCAGGGAGGCAAAUAUAUGUAGCUGAAGAGAGGGCAGCUCUUCAGAGGGAUGAGGGAGCCCGGGGACCUGAGUUUGAGUCCUGGCUGGGCCUCUGUGCAGGGACAUCACUUGUGUAGUCUGAGUCUCAGUCCCUCCCUGUCUGAUGGGGACAGUGAUCCCUAGCAUGAGCUGAGUUUAGCAACUAGGGCAGAUCUGGGUGUUUAAUGAGGACUCUCAGUGUCUGGGCAUCCCCUCAUGCCAGGCUUCUUCCACCAGCUGAACCCCAGAAUACUGGCCUAGGGAUAGAUAGGUGGGCUCACAAUCAUUACAGGUCUUGCUUGCCUGUGGCGCAGAGACUGCAGGGGAUUGAAGUCACACAGCUAGGAAUAUUAACAGGGAUAAGAUAACACAGACCACCUGCCGUGGGCCAGGCACUAUUUCAAAUGCUUUAUCUGUAUCAACUCACUUAGUUCUCAACAACUGGAGGUGGUUUGCUAUUAUCAUAGUUACUGGCCUCAUCUUACAGAUGAGAGGAACAAGGCAGAGAAUUUCAAGUCACUUGCCCCAGGUCACUCAGUGUGUAUGUAGGGAAGCCAGGAUUUAACUCUAGGAUUGGCUCCAGGGUGUGGGUCCUUUUCAUCACCCCUUCCCGCUGCUCCCAACAGCAGUAGCAGGACACAGUGUACUCUGCCUGGGUCCUGGUGCGGGGCUUAAGCCCUUUCCUUUGCAGGGCUGGGUACAAAAUUUGUGGAACCUGGUACAAAAUGAAAACACAGGGCCCCUGGUUCAAAUAUCAUUAAGAAUUUCGUCAGUGUCAGGAGAGCAUUAAGCCAAGAGCUGAGCCUUUUGAGCCUGGGGCCCUGUCACAAGCUGCCAUCAAACUGUUACCCGGAGGACUCCUGAGCACCUCAGGAGGCAGGCCAGUCACCAUGCCCUUUACGCAGAGGAACAGGCUCAGAGAGGUACUUAAUUCUGCCCCCAGGCCACACAGCAAGUCAGUGGCAAGGAUGGGAUGGGAGCCUGGGCGUGUGGGACUCUAGAGCCCCCUUCCUUGUGUCAAAGAUGUACCCAGGUUGUUUUAAGAAGGACUGGGCUGUGAGGUGCCGGACAGACUUCCCUUAUAUCCUUGGUGUCUCUCUCUCUUCCUACCCUGUGCCAAGGCCCAGAAGAAGUGAACGGCUCCCUUGUGCCCCCGCAGACGCUGAGGACCACGCGUCCUGUGACUCUCCCCCAAACCCUGCGCCCUCUGAACCGUUGGUCACCAUGGCUACUUCGAAGUUGCGAGCAGUGCCCGGGGAGGAGGAGACCACCAUCCUCAUGGCCAAGGAAGAGCUGGAGGCCCUGCGCAGCGCCUUUGAGUCGGGCGACAUCCCCCAGGCGGCCUCCCGCCUCCAGGAGCUGCUGGCCUCCUCCCAGAGCAUCCGCCUGGAGGUGGGCGUCACAGGCGAGUCGGGUGCUGGCAAGUCCUCCCUCAUCAACGCCCUCCGUGGUGUGGGGGCGGAGGACCCCGGCGCGGCCCUCACCGGCGUCGUGGAGACCACAAUGCAGCCCUCGCCCUACCCACACCCACAGUUUCCAGAUGUGACCCUGUGGGAUCUGCCGGGGGCUGGCUCUCCGGGCUGUCCAGCUGACAAGUACCUGAAGCAGGUGGACUUCGGCCGCUAUGACUUCUUCCUGCUGGUCUCUCCCCGCCGCUGCGGGGCUGUGGAGACCCGCCUGGCCUCGGAGAUCCUGCGGCAGGGCAAGAAGUUCUACUUUGUGCGCACCAAGGUGGACGAGGACCUGGCGGCCACCCGUACCCAGCGGCCCUCAGGCUUCAGUGAGGCGGCCGUCCUGCAGGAGAUCCGUGACCACUGCGCCGAGCGGCUGCGGGUGGCCGGCAUGACCGACCCGCGCAUCUUCCUCGUGUCCAACCUCUCGCCGGCCCGCUACGACUUUCCGCUGCUCAUGUCCACCUGGGAGCACGACCUGCCUGCCCACCGGCGCCACGCUGGCCUGCUUUCACUGCCCGAUAUCUCGCUGGAGGCCCUGCAGAAGAAGAAGGACAUGCUCCAGGAGCAAGUGCUCAAGACAGCCCUGGUGUCAGGCGUCAUCCAGGCCCUGCCCGUGCCAGGGCUGGCGGCCGCCUACGACGACGCUCUGCUCAUCCGCUCGCUGCGUGGCUACCACCGCAGCUUCGGCCUGGAUGACGACUCGCUGGCCAAGCUGGCUGAGCAGGUGGGCAAGCAGGCAGGGGACCUGCGCUCCGUCAUCCGAUCCCCGCUGGCCAAUGAGGUCUCGCCGGAAACCGUCCUGCGGCUCUACUCACAGUCAUCUGAUGGUGCCAUGCGGGUGGCCCGUGCCUUUGAGAAGGGGAUCCCUGUGUUUGGCACGCUGGUGGCCGGUGGCAUCAGCUUUGGCACCGUCUAUACCAUGCUCCAGGGCUGCCUCAAUGAAAUGGCCGAAGAUGCCCAGCGGGUCCGCAUCAAGGCCCUGGAGGAGGACGAGCCCCAGUCUGAGGUCAGCCUGGAGGCAGCCGGUGACAAUGGUGUGGAAAAGCGGGGAUCUGGGGAGGGAGGCUGUGAGGAAGCACCGCUCUCGGCCCGCCGGAAGCUUGGCCUCCUCCUCAAGUAUAUUCUCGACAGCUGGAAGAAGCGUGACUUGUCAGAAGAGAAGUGA